ACCCCAGGACCCCAGGAUCAUGACCUGAGCCAAAGGCAGCAGCUUAACGGACUGAGCCACCCAGGCGCCCGGACAGGUGCAGUUUCAAACAAGUGCUCGCUUUCCUGGAUCGGGAUGGGAGAGGACUGCAGGAACGGUACUGAGAAAGCCACAGCGACCAUGGAGUCCUGGGGUGCAGGGGUCUUCUUGAGAGCUGAGGGGUGGAGGCUGAGACUAAGGCGCACCCUGCACGUGGAUUUUGAAGUGGCAGCACAGAGUGAGGGGACCAUGGUGUGGAGAGGAAAAUGCUAAGCCAGAUGCCAAAGUCCUUGAUGAAAGUGGACAAGUGACAAACUGGCUGGAAGAGGGGUAGAGGAGGGGAGAGCUGGAUGGCAAAGGUUUCAGCGGAAGCAAGGUUUACUGGAGGAGAAAUGGGCAGAAAUUCCAACAGUGGAGCCGGGAGCCUGCCUCCGCUCCAAGCCCAGGUAGUAUGAGAACCUGAGUUCUUUCCUGAGCUCGAGACCCCAUAGGAGACCCGGCCUCUCAAGGGACAGCUUGGGUUUCCGCCAAGGCAAAAGGUGGAGGGGUAUUCAAUGAGGCUGUGGAGGAGGGAGGAGUCUGCCUUGGAGAGGGCACAAGUGAAGCCUAUUGGCAGGGAGGUCAUGUGGGGGCAGCCUGUGGCGGGAUGAGAUGGAAGAACAGGGGGAGCUCAGGGUACAACAGGCUCAGUUAGGUGGUGACUAUGGAAGAAGACAGGGUGAGGUCUCCAAGACAAGGGACCCCGCGAUCAUAUCAGUAACCAUAGUGUAAGAUGUCUCCGUGAGGCGCAGCUGGAGGACAGGGGAGAUGGAGGGCCACCUCUGCCCACUUAGUCCUUUGGAAGAAAAGCGUUUCCAUGCGUGGGGCAGAGCACAGGCCUGUGUGCAUAUGUGUGUGUGUGUGUGUGUGUGCACGGGCAGUCGAUAGAUUGGUGAGUUUGGCCUGGGCCAGGAAAGACCUAAGGGAUGGUGGGCAGGACACCACCUAUCGGAAACUAAGGCUUUAAGCAGAAGGAGGCGGCCUUAGUGACAGCCCGGGUGGUGACUGGAUGGAUGGUGAUGGCAGGGGUCAGGGAGAGACUUAGGAGCCCCUCACCGUCCAGGGCCCAGGGCGACCCCCCCCUUUCCUCCAGGCGCCCAGAAGUCCCUCUCCCCUUCGGCGCCCCAAUCCCACCUCUUCCCGUUCAGGCAAACCAGCCUUCGGAAAAGGAUGGCUGGCUCAGCCGGGAUGGCCGCUCUGGCUCAGGACGUCCGGGGGGCGCUCUCGAGCCAAAAACUGGACCACGUGUGGAUGGACACGCACUACGUGGGGCUGCAGUUUCCGGACCCGGCUCAUCCCAAUACCCUGCACUGGGUCGGUGAGGCUGGGAAGCUCGGGGAGCCCCUGCCGCUGGAGGACCACGACGUCUACUGUCCCUACAGUGCCACGGGCAACGCCACGGGAGAGCUGGUGUACGCCCACUACGGGCGGCCGGAGGACCUGCAGGACCUGCGGGCCCGGGGCGUGGAGCCGGCGGGGCGCCUCCUGCUGGUGCGCUUGGGGGAGAUCAGCUUCGCCCAAAAGGUGGCCAGUGCCCAGGACUUUGGGGCCCGAGGAGUGCUCAUAUACCCUGAUCCAGCAGACUUCUCCCAGGAUCCACACAAGCUCGGCCUGUCCAGCCACAGAGCUGUGUAUGGACAUGUGCACCUGGGAACUGGGGACCCCUACACGCCUGGCUUCCCUUCCUUUAAUCAAACCCAGUUCCCUCCAGUCCAGUCCUCCGGCCUCCCUAACAUCCCCGCCCAGCCCAUCAGUGCGGACAUUGCCUCCCUCCUGCUGAGGAAGCUCCAAGGCCCUGUGGCUCCCCAGGAAUGGCAGGGGCGCCUCCCAGGCUCCCCUUAUCGCCUGGGCCCUGGGCCAGGCUUGCACCUCGGGGUCAACAACCACAGGGUCUCCACCCCCAUCAGCAACAUCUUUGGCUGCAUCGAGGGCCGCUCAGAGCCAGAUCACUAUGUUGUCAUCGGGGCCCAGAGGGAUGCGUGGGGCCCAGGAGCGGCCAAGUCCGCUGUGGGGACGGCCAUACUGCUGGAGCUGGCGCGGACCUUUUCCUCCAUGGUGAGCAAUGGCUUCCAGCCCCGAAGGAGUCUUCUCUUCAUCAGCUGGGACGGAGGUGACUUUGGGAGUGUGGGCUCCACAGAGUGGCUGGAGGGUUACCUCAGCGUGCUGCACCUCAAAGCCGUGGUCUACGUGAGCCUGGACAAUGCAGUGCUGGGAGACGACAAGUUCCAUGCCAAGACCAGCCCCCUUCUGAUCAGCCUCAUAGAGAACAUCCUGAAGCAGGUGGACUCUCCUAACCGCAGUGGGCAGACCCUCUAUGAGCAGGUGGUGUUCAACAAUCACAGCUGGGAUGCCGAAGUGAUCCGGCCACUGGCCAUGGACAGCAGUGCCUACUCCUUCACGGCCUUUGCGGGGGUCCCUGCCGUUGAGUUCUCCUUCUUGGAGGAUGGCCAGGCGUACCCGUUCCUGCACACGAAGGACGACACAUACGAGAACCUACACAGGGUGCUGCGGGGCCGCCUGCCCGCCGUGGCCCAGGCUGUGGCCCAGCUCGCUGGGCAGCUCCUCAUCCGGCUCAGCCACGAUCACCUGCUGCCUCUGGACUUCGGCCGCUAUGGGGACGUGGUCCUCAGGCACAUCGGCAGCCUCAACGAGUUCUCUGGGGACCUGAAGGCCCGCGGGCUGACCCUCCAGUGGGUGUACUCGGCGCGGGGGGACUAUAUCCGGGCGGCGGAGAAGCUGCGAAAGGAGAUCUACAGCUCGGAGGAGAGCGAUGAGAGGCUGAUGCGCAUGUACAACGUGCGCAUCAUGCGGGUGGAGUUCUACUUCCUGUCCCAGUACGUGUCGCCGGCCGACUCCCCGUUCCGCCACAUUUUCCUGGGCCGCGGAGACCACACGCUGGGCGCGCUGCUCGACCACGUGCGGCUGCUGCGCUCGGGCGGCUCCGAAGACCCGGGGGCCGCCUCCUCCGGGGUGGCUCCGGGCCUGGGCUUCCAGGAGAGCCGCUUCCGACGCCAGCUGGCCCUUCUCACCUGGACGCUGCAGGGGGCCGCCAACGCACUUAGCGGGGAUGUCUGGAACAUCGAUAACAACUUCUGAGGUCCGCGGGGCGGGGGGCGGGGUGGGGGGGCGUUGGCAUAUGCCCGGAGCUCCUGCUCUCCCGUUAGAGUGAUUUCUGGGUGAUGCAGGUGCCUAGUACCAACCUGUCGUUGCUGACCGAUCUCUCAUAAGCCCUUCCCGUCUCUGCAAGGGGCCCAGCCAAGAUGCCAGCGCAGACACCCACACCCGGGCUCUGCAGUGUAGGAGUAGGUGAGCGGUGCCUUCCACAAUGGGCCCGCCAGACUGUCAGCCAGUCUGAGAGCACCCGCUUCCUCAUCACACAGCCCCUUCGCCUUCGGGAAGGGGGUCCCCCACACCUAGUGAUGUCUCUGGAAGGUUUCCUUGGCCCUGGGACGUGGCCAGCCCCCUUGGUGGGAGAAUGGCUGGAACCACAGCCUAUAGCCCCAACAGGUGGUCUGUGGCGGGAGGGGCUGGGGUUUGGACCUUAAUAAACCACCUGGUGGCAUCUGUUGUUUAUAAA
This is a messenger RNA of Leptonychotes weddellii (Weddell seal), 3634 nucleotides long. It is a transcript of the gene TFR2, whose product is annotated as transferrin receptor 2. Gene Ontology annotation, molecular function: transferrin receptor activity. Gene Ontology annotation, cellular component: external side of plasma membrane. The record is from RefSeq and is a predicted model, not a curated record. Lineage: Eukaryota; Metazoa; Chordata; Mammalia; Carnivora; Phocidae. Gene Ontology annotation, biological process: transferrin transport; endocytic iron import into cell.